UCAAAUAUGAACGUCCAACUUCACUAUUGUGUUAUGUUGCUGCCGAGUGUAGUCCCGGCGUUGUGAGCAGGUGUGAGGCAAUUGCUUCAGCUCUUACAGUGAGCCACUCGUGCUCGGACCUCUCGCUUUGCACCUGGCCGCGCCACACAGUGAAAGUGAGCUUUGGUUUCUCUAGCGCAGUCUUGUGUACCAUGGCAACGUACCAGUAUCGGCAGGAGCCCCUGACAACCUGUCCAUACAAUCCUGCGCACCAGGUGAAGCUCGGCCGGCUCCAGAUCCACAUCACCAAGUGCAAGAAGGCGUACCGAGAAAAGGAGAUGAAGCAUUGCCCAUUCUCGGCUGAACAUGUGGUUCCUGCCAGUGAGCUGAUGCACCACAUCUACACAUGCCCCAUGAACACAACAGUAGAGCGCUUCCUCACAGCUGCAGAGAAAGACAAGCCCACGGGGGAUGUUACCCUGCCGCCUGCUUCUGAGGAUGUGCCAACAGAGGAGAACUGGGAAGAAGAGACCAGCGGAUCAGCCAACCUGGAGGACAAGAUUUCGAGGCCAUCUGUGACUCCCGUGUUUAUGAAUGUCCAAGCAAUGGCACCGGCGGAACGCCGGCACUACUAUGCAUCCCUGCACAGCCAGGCAGAUGAGCUGUUGCCGGGCGAGAUGAAGCCAAAAAUGUUGCCCCAAGUGAAGACAGUGGAAGAGGAGGAGGUGGAGAUGCUCCCCAUGCCACCCAUGCCCAAGACAGAGUCCAAGGUUCUUCUGCAGCUGAAGGCAAUGGAGGAAGCCCUGAAGAAGAAGUAUGGUCCAGGGGUGCUAGUUGACGACAGUGACUCUGGUGACAGUGAUGACGAGCCGGACCAGUUCAAGAACCACGUGCACCGCAUGGGACUGGGCCGUGGCUACGCUUCGGCUGCUGCUGCCAAGGCCAAAGCUGCUCAAGCAAGCAAUGGCGACUUGGAUGUGGAAGUGCAGUCGCGGAUGAAGCUCAUGGGCCUUGGACGCGGCCGUCCUGUUCCCCGCAACUGAUGAGUGGCAUCAAGAAGCCCUCAGCAGCUCCUGGGCACAGCGCUCUAUACAGGCAAUGGAGCUGUGUUUGGCCGAGCAGACACCUAGGAGCUUCCUUAAUGCAGUUUUUAAGACGUAACAGCAGUGCAAAGGAUAAGCAUCUGAAGUCAUUCAUUACAUCGCAUCAUUUUUAGUAGUCAUGGCAAGAAACUCUGCAGAGCAUUGUGAUAACAUCUGCGCAUGCACAUGAGCAGCUAUCAGCUGCAGUGAUUUAUGCAUAGCGUAGUACUCUUUGUUAUUCACUCAUUGUUCAUCUUUGGAAGCUUUGUGUUGUCUCUCCGGAUAGUUUUGUUUUUGGUGUGGCCAAGUCCCAAGUGCCUAUUAAAGAGUUUCGCUCAC
Dermacentor silvarum is the source of this 1400-nucleotide messenger RNA. RefSeq names its product gametocyte-specific factor 1-like. The transcript is spliced from 10 exons. NCBI's taxonomy places the organism in Eukaryota, Metazoa, Arthropoda, Arachnida, Ixodida, Ixodidae. The coding region runs from base 192 to 1022 and encodes 276 amino acids. The record is from RefSeq and is a predicted model, not a curated record.